This is a messenger RNA of Aspergillus chevalieri, 291 nucleotides long. RefSeq lists its product as uncharacterized. The coding region runs from base 1 to 291 and encodes 96 amino acids. The transcript has a single exon. Lineage: Eukaryota; Fungi; Ascomycota; Eurotiomycetes; Eurotiales; Aspergillaceae. The record is from RefSeq and is a predicted model, not a curated record.
AUGUCCAAGUACUGGCGCGUCUGGUUCCCCUACUUCAACUCCAACCUUACCGAUGAACGUGAAAUCCUCUACGCAAUGCUCCGCGACAUCGACUCCCAUCGCGUGAGAAUUAUGCCCGGCAGCAGCCGCGACAGAGAAGAUAACUUCCUCGAGGUAUGCCUUAUUGUCAAAACCCCCAGCUGCGUUAACGCUUACUAUGAGGUCAUCCCUUAUGCGCAUGCGCAGGUCCGUGAGGAUCUGCAUAGUGGACGGAUAUUGCCGUAUACCAGGCCUGCUUUGCAUUGGCGCUAA